Lucilia cuprina (Australian sheep blowfly) is the source of this 913-nucleotide messenger RNA. RefSeq lists its product as uncharacterized. Lineage: Eukaryota; Metazoa; Arthropoda; Insecta; Diptera; Calliphoridae. Gene Ontology annotation, biological process: DNA integration. The coding region runs from base 227 to 913 and encodes 228 amino acids. The transcript has a single exon. The record is from RefSeq and is a predicted model, not a curated record. Gene Ontology annotation, molecular function: nucleic acid binding.
UUAGACUAACGCAGAAGUUUCAUUAUUCUGAAGAUUUAAAGAAUCUUUCGGAUUCUAAGCAUCUUUCAAAGAAAAGCUCUCUGCUUACUCUACAUCCAUUUCUCGACGCUCAAGGUCUUAUGCGGGUUAAUGGUAGAUUAGCUAAUGCCUCGCUUACGUACGAUGAGCGAUUUCCCAUUUUCUGGAGUUUGUCCACAAAACUCUAGUCCAUGCUGACAUAACCCUUAUGAUGAGCGCAGUAAGAAGCCAGUUCUAUAUUCCUGGUUUAAAAAGAACAGUCAAGAAAUGCGUUCAUCAUUGUCUAACCUGUGUUCGUUACAAACAACAAGUGAAAUCGCAAAUAAUGGCUGCACUGCCAAAAGAGAGAUCCACUCUCUCAUUACCGUUCUCACAUAUGGGUGUGGACUUUGCAGGUCCAUUUCAGAUCAAGUCUGGCAAUUUGCGAAAUUCACCAUAUAUGAAAGGUUACGCAUGUAUCAUUGUAUGUUUUGCUACAAGAGCCAUUCAUUUAGAAACUUGCUCUAGUUUAACAUCAGAAGCAUUUCUAGCUGCUUUUGCACGAUUUAUAGCUAGGCGAGGAUUGCCAAAAUCAGUUAUGUCGGACAAUGGUACAAAUUUCAUAGGCGCUAGUAAGUCACUGCUAAAGGACUGUUCGUUAUUUCUUAAACAAUCCUCCAAGGACAUAACCGAUAAAUAUGCAAUUAAUGGACUUGAGUGGAAGUUCAUUCCACCUAGCGCCCCGCAUAUGGGAGGUUUAUGGGAAGCUGGCGUUAAAAGCUUGAAAAUCCACUUCAGGAAAAUUGCAGGCGCACAUAAAUUUAAUUUUGAAGAGUUCUCUACUCUGCUUGCGCGAAUAGAAAGUGUUCUAAAUUCACGACUAAUAUCACCGAUUGUAAUGUACAAACGUGUAUAG